Messenger RNA from Penicillium samsonianum, 228 nucleotides. RefSeq lists its product as uncharacterized. The coding region runs from base 1 to 228 and encodes 75 amino acids. Lineage: Eukaryota; Fungi; Ascomycota; Eurotiomycetes; Eurotiales; Aspergillaceae. The transcript has 2 exons. The record is from RefSeq and is a predicted model, not a curated record.
AUGAAGGCCCGAGAUAAUCUUAUCUCAUCCCAGCACUUCAAAGGCGACCAGCCCAAGAGUCCCAAAGAUAUGGAUGUUUUGUCGAUCUUUUCUGCAAUGCCGAUAAUUUAUCAAAACGGCAUGUCGAUCCGGCCGGACACGACAGGAACGAGUGUUGAGCGGACGUUGGUAUCAGCCCUGGUCAAGGUUCCACUUCGUGGAGAGGCGAUUGAUGCGUGGGCGUGGUGA